This is a messenger RNA of Sungouiella intermedia, 342 nucleotides long. The record is from the annotation of a GenBank genome assembly. Lineage: Eukaryota; Fungi; Ascomycota; Pichiomycetes; Serinales; Metschnikowiaceae.
AUGUUUUCCCUUUCACAAGCCGUGAGCAGGUCUGUCGCAGCUAAUGUGGCGCUGUUCCGCCACUUCUCUAUUAUGAGCAAAACGCCCAUGACCUCUUCGUUUGGGGUUUUCAAAUCCAACAUCUCCCAGCCACUCGUUAGCCCGGAAAGCCAGCCGGUCUCUGCCUUUCUGUUCAUCACAAACCUCAUCCAGAGAAGAUUUAAGUCCAGAGGUAACACAUAUCAGCCUUCCACAUUAAAGAGAAAGAGAACCUUUGGAUUCUUAGCGCGCUUGAAGUCUAAGAAUGGAAGAAAGGUGUUGGCCAGAAGAAGAGCUAAAGGACGCUGGUACUUGACUCAUUAA